AUGCCCCGCGCCCGCGCGCGCCUCCCUCCCCGUCCUUCCGCCCGGGCGCGGCGCAGGAUUGUGAGGAAACAGAGAAGCGGGACGGGGGGAAGAAAUGGUGAGGACAGCGGCCCCAGGCUGUGCGCGUCUGUCUCCCGAGAGGUACGGCAGCUGCCCCGGGAAGCAGCGUCGGGGGAGCAGCCCAGGCGGCGGUCAAGGCCUCACUCCGCGGAAGCUUCCUGCCACGUCCCCCGCUACUUUCUCUCUGGCAGCAGCUUGUACUUUUACCUCUUGUUUAUCCUAAAACAAAAAUUGUUUUACAACUUAUCUCACUGGAAUUUGGAUACAGAAGUACCCGUUCCUGAAAAUAAAAACCUCCCACCUGGAAGGGAUAGUGCCACAGGUGACAAAAUUAACAAGAACCAUUUGGAAAUUCCAGUAGAGCAACUCAUGCUGGGACUUACUUUGUCAGAGCAUGCUCCCAAAAGAACACAGAAUAGUAAACAAGGGAUAUUCCAGUUAUGGAGUUAUCCUGUCAACAAAGGACGUGCCACGGAGAACAGGGAUUUCAAAAAGUCUUCAAUGGAAACUGGCUGUAAUGGGACCAGUAAUUGCAUGAGUCUCUUCGCUGUGAACCACUCACUAACAAGUGCUUCAGUGGACGAGCCAGUUGGCUCCUACCCUGCCCUGCAGACGCCAUUAAGUCACUGCUGGCCUUAUGCUGAUGGAGACUUUUUUAAGGACAGAAAUGAGCCUCAUAUUAAUUUAUGCUCAACUCUAGGAAACAACAGGGGCGAACUUUUAACUGCGCCAAAUUGGAAUCUGAAGUAUGGAAACAGCAGUGUGGAAGAAAAUUUAACAGAUGAAAGUGACUUAUCAGAAAAUGAAAAAGCAAACGAUACUUUACUCCGCCAUUUUAAAAAGAUGGACCUGAACUUAAAGCCAGAAACAAUAGAAAAUGUUGAAGACUCUUUUACAGAAGAACCAAGUGAAGUAUUUCCAUAUCCUGAUUUUCUUCCCCCUCCUUUCAAUAUCCUGGACUUGCACAAAUUAGCCAUCUCAAAAUCUGAAAAUUGGAAGAUGACAAUGGAGCCUCUAGACAGCUCUCUGGAACAUUUGGUAGCUCAUUUACGACAGAGGUGGCAGCGCAUGACUAUUCAAAGAGAACGGCCGAGACUGCAGACUUCCUUCCGUGCUCCCUUAGCCACCGAACGACCCUCUUCCUCCAAAGCUGUACCCAAAAUGAGGCAGCCCAAACCUUCCGACUCUCUGGGUCUUCAGACAACUUGUGUAGAGAAAAGUCACGAGGAAAGGAAAACCAAUUCUGGUUCUUGCAAGCUUGAAUACAAUGCUCCCAAGUGGAAUUGCAGCCGUGCUGGGAAAUACAAGUGGAAUUCUAGACCAGCUCUGAAAACCUCACCCACCACAAAACAGGUGAUUGCAGCUUACGACAACUUUAAGAACCCCAAGGUCUCCAUUUUAAACCCAUGCCAAGAACUCUCAGCCAAGCCUGCUCCUGCCCAGACAUCUCAGUUGCUGGUUAAAAUGGUCUCAACCAGAUGUCUGCCACCAAAGUCUCCUACACCAGUUUCACCUAUACCUCUGUCUUUUCCUGAAAAUCAGAGGGAAGAAAUUAAGGCACCACCAAGGACCAGAAAGAAACUUUACCGAAAAGACAUGGUACUGAACAGACCAUUCUAUAUUCAGAAGCUAAACUGUUAAUCACCUUCGUUGAUAGCUAAGGAUAAGUGCUCACCCAUUGACCAAAAAUAA
Messenger RNA from Mesoplodon densirostris (Blainville's beaked whale), 1752 nucleotides. RefSeq names its product family with sequence similarity 217 member A (gene FAM217A). NCBI's taxonomy places the organism in Eukaryota, Metazoa, Chordata, Mammalia, Artiodactyla, Ziphiidae. The record is from RefSeq and is a predicted model, not a curated record.